Molecule: messenger RNA, 6219 nt
Organism: Acaromyces ingoldii
Lineage: Eukaryota; Fungi; Basidiomycota; Exobasidiomycetes; Exobasidiales; Cryptobasidiaceae
Exons: 2
Coding region: 98-6166 (2022 amino acids)
Biological process (GO): protein import into nucleus; mRNA export from nucleus
Cellular component (GO): nuclear pore
Molecular function (GO): structural constituent of nuclear pore
Source: RefSeq, a predicted model, not a curated record
UCGCCAUUCCCAGUUCCACGCACCCAUCCACUCACUUGCUUUUACGAGAGAGGGUCGCAGGCUGAGGCAGUAGCAGCAGUGUGGUUUGCAUUGCAUCAUGGCCGACGUCGAGAUGGCAUCCGUGGGGAUACCGGCGCGGCCGACGCUGGCCGUCGAUGUGCCCGCCGACAUGCCCCUCGACACGCUGCUGGCUACGCUGAACAAGGAUGGCGCGGGGCUGGCGAGCGACGAACGCCUCCGCGCGCCCGAUGCAGACCUCAUCCUGCAGCUCUACCGGUCAAUCCUCUCCCUCGCGCCGCUCGUCGACGCGCAGGCAGCGCUGGAAAAGGACAAGGAGGAGCGCGAGCGCCGCACCGUCGAUGCCGAGUCCCAGCUGCACGAGGCCGAGCGGCUCAAGGCCGAGGCCGAGGCGCGCGCAGAGGAGGACAGACUGGCCAAGGAGGCUGCGCUUGGCGAAAAGAUGGAGGUCAGCGGCAAGCUGGCACAGGUCGAGGGCACGCUUGCUGCACUUCAGAGCACGUCCGAGAGCGGCGUGGCUCAGUCGGCAGAGGUGGCCGGCAGGCUCGAGAAGGCCGAGCAGGAGAAGCGCGACAUGCUCGACAUGCUCGAGAGGGAGAAGACCGAGUGUGCGAGGAGGGCAGAAGAGAUCGACAACCUCACGGCCAGGGCGCGAGAGGCGAGAGCAGAGGUCAACAGGCUCUCGACGGAGCUGCAGGAUGCCCGGAGCGCAGAGGGCAAUGCGAAGUUCAAGAUCCAGAGCCUGGAGCAGGAGCUCAGCCUCAAGGGCAAGGAUGCCGCAUGGGCCCACGACGAGCUUGGCCGGACAACGGAAGAGUACGCAGCCCAUCGAAGCCGGACCCACAACGAAAUCGUCUCGCUUUCCAACCAGAUCCAGUCUGCGAACCAGGCUUUGGAAUCAGCCCAAGCCAAGGCACAAUCGCUGCAAUCAGCCUACGAAAAGACGAUGGCCCGCCUCGAAGAGGCCAACCGAGAGAAAUCAGAGCUGCGACAGAAGCUCAUCGAGGACGAGACUGCAUUCAAGGCAGAAAUGAGCACCCAGUCGCGCCUGAGCGACCUCUUGGAACAGCAGAAAGAGAAUGCAGAGCGACGGCUGUCGGAGAUUGAGUCGCAGUGGGAGGACAUCAUCGAGCAGCAUCGCCUCCGUCAAGAGGACAUUGCUGCGGAGCUCGACUCGGAGAGGGCGAAUCGCGAAAAGGUUGAGGUGGAGAAGAGCGAGAUCCAGCUGGCUCUUGAUCGUCUGGCCGAGAGUGUGGGUGUGAGCACUGGUGGGAUGGUCGACGACGAUGGCAGCGUCCGAGACGGCGCCAGUCCUGUGCCCUCGACACCCCGUGGUCGAACCCCUGGAAGCGUGGGUCUGGGCCACUCGAUGCUCAUGUCGCCCACCGCUGCGCUGGCGUCCAAGGUGCAGAAGUCUGGCAAGAGCUUCACUCAGGUCUACACCGAGCUGGCAAAGACGCAAGAGGAGCUCCGCCGAGAGAAGCUCGAGAGCCACCGCCUCGGGUCCGUCUUGGAGGGCUUCAUCGCCGACCUGACCGAGAGGGCGCCGCAGCUGCAAGCACAGCGCGAGGAGACGGAGCGACUGGGCCGGGACCUCGAAGAGAUGAGCGCCACGCUGGCGACGGCAUGCGAGGAGCGCGACAUAUACGAGCGCGAGGCGAAGCAACGCAGACUCGAGGCCGAGGCCGUCAAUCGUGAGAACGGCAUCUUGGUGCAGCAGGUGGCCGACUUGGGCCGACAGGUGCGCGACCUCGCACGUGAGACGAUCCUCCGCGACGACCCCUCGGCUGCUGAACGACUGGCGCCCGAUGGAAGCCAGCUGCCAGACCCCUUCAGCGGCCCAUCGCAGCAGGAGCGGCAAGAGUCAGACACGCAGGCCGUCAUCACGAACCAGCUCGUCACAUUUGCCAGCCUGACGGAUCUGGUCGCCCAAAACGGCCGACUGUUGCGCGUCGUGCGCGAGCUUGGCGCCAAGAUGGAGGCCGAGGAGCGCGACUAUCGGGCCAGGCUCGAGGCGGGCGAAAAUGAAGCAGUGGAAGAGGCCAGGGAGGUCAUCUCCCGGCUCCAAGACGAGCUUCGCGCAGAAAAGACGCGCAUCGAAGGCGUGCGUCGGGAACGCGACAUGUUCCGCUCCAUGUGCUCUGCCGGCCGUGGAGACGGUGGUGCCGCCGCCGCUGCUGCUGCCGCAUCCUCGUCAAGUGACUCGUCGGCGGCCCACGCCACCUUGGCCAAUCAGUACUCGCAACUUCAGGCUCAGUUCGAAGCGUUCCGAACGGAAGUGGCCAACGACACGGAAAGACUCAAGCAGGAGGCAUACCAGGCACGCUCAGAGGCCAGCAGGGCCGCCCUGGGAGCUGCCAAGGACAAGGCCGGCCGAGAGAGCGCAGAAGAGAGGGUGCGAAGCGUGCAGCAGUCGUACGAAUUGGCACGGUCCGAGGCGCAGGAGCUGACGAAGCGGUGCAACACGCUGCAAGAGAACCUGGCCAAGCGCGACGUGGCCGCCCACGGCAUCGAAGAGGAGCUCCUCACGGCACGCAGCAGCCUCGAGAGGCUGCGCAACGAGGCGGCCAACUUGCGCGCCGAGAAGCAGCUCCACAAGGAGGCCGUCGAGCGGCUCAUGGGCGAGUCCAAGGCGGCUGUCACGGAGAAAUCGGCGCUUUCGGAGCUGCUGCGCAACGUGCAGAGCAUGCAGUCUGAGCUCGAGAGAUCGUCAGGCGAGAGCAGGAGACGGAUGGAGACGCAGGUCGAGAGGCUCGAGGAGCAGCUCAAGGAAAACCGCGAUCGGCUGGCAAAGGAAGAGGAGGCCGUGAGGCAGGCAUCGAUGCGGCGAGACGUCGAGACGACGGAUUUGAAGUCGAGGCUAGACCGAGCACAUGUCGAACUCGCCACCGCGAGGGAGCACCUGGCUGUAGCAAAGACCAGCGUCGAACAUCUGACGGCGAGGAGCGAGGACCUGUCCAAGCAGCUCGACGCAAAGGAGGAGAAGCUGGCUGUGUACGAGAGGCGCAGCGGCAGCAGCGUCAACGGAGUGGGCGGUGGAGCAGCAGCAGCAGCAGGCGGCCAGCAGCCUGGCAACACGCUCCUGAGCCGGGAGCAGCAGCUCGAGGUGGAGCUGGCAGACGUGCGUGGCGAGCUCAGGAGCGCCCAAGUCGAAGCGGAGCAGGCCCGCAGCCACGUUGAGCAGUUCAAGUCGAUUGCCCAGGCAAACGAAGAGGCCCUUGGUCAGCUCCAGGCGACAUACGACCAGUACAAGGCCGAGACGGACAGCAGCCUUGCGGAGAAGACGACGGAGCUCGCCACGAUUCGACAGAGACUCGAGGCGCUGGCGACUGAGCUUACGACUGCUCAGAAUGAAGCCAGCGCUGCUCGACAGGAGGCUGACCAGCAGCGGACAACGUUUGCGGCCGAGAAGCGGACGUUGGAGGACGCCAUUGCUGAGUUGGGCAGCGUCGAGAGCCGGGCAAAGGCUGAGCAGGACGAUGUGCGAGCAGAGAUGCGCAGGCAGGCACAGCUCACCCAGGAGGCCCACGCAAAGUACGAGUCCGAGCUCGUGGCUCACGCCGAGGACGUCAAAGCCCUCACGGCGGCCAAGGAGGCUCUCGACCGCAGUCGAAGCGAGGCCAGGGAGGCGAUCAAGGCACGAGAGACGGCCCAGGGCAAUCUUGCGAGCUCACAGAGCAGCUGGGAAGCCCAGCGAGGCGUGUACGAGCGAGAAAAAGACGAGAUGCGCAAGGCGAGCCAGGAAUUGCGGAGCCAGAACGAGGCGCUGCACAAGCACCUCGAGACGCUCCGGUCGCAGGCCAGCGAGAUUCGUCAGGCCGCUUCCACUUCUUCGUCGUCUGCUGCGACUGCGGGGCUUGCCGAAGGGGCUUCCUCUUCCUCGUCCUCUGCUGGCAACGAGGAGCUGCAUGAAGUCAUCAAGUACCUGCGUCGAGAAAAGGAGAUUGUCGAUCUGCAGGUCGAGCUUCGCGAGCAGGAGUGCGCCCGCCUCAGGCAGAGCGUUGAGCACACGCAGCGCAGCCUCGACGAGGCACGCAUUCAGCUGGCAGAGGAGCGAGACCGCAACGCAUCGGCCACGACGUCGGCGCAGCAGCACGAGGAGCUCAUGGACAAGAUCAAUCAGCUGAGCAUCCUGCGCGAGAGCAAUGCAACCCUUCGCGACGAGACGGAGCGUGCGCAGCGCAAGGUGUCGCUCCUCGAGACGCAGCUCUCGUCGACAAAGGCCGAGCUGGACCCGAUCAAGGAGCAGCUCCGCAUCGCGCAGGUGGAGCUCGAAGCAAGCCAGGGCCAGCUGAGGCUCACCCAGGAGGACAACAAGCGGUGGCAGGCCAGGGCUCAGUCGAUUCUGCAGCAGUACAACCGCAUCGACCCAGAGGACCUCAAGCGGCUCGAAGAGCGUGCGCAGGCUGCAGAGAAGGUCGUCGAAGAGCAAAAGGCGCAGCUCGACGCGAAGGCCAACGAGGUCGAGGAGCAGGCCAAGGCAACGGAAGCGGCAAAGGCCGAAGCGGCUGCCAAGCAGACGCAAUUCGACAAGCUGAGGCAGCAGUCGAUUGAGCGCAUCAAGUCGGCCAACCAGAAGAGCCAGGAGCUGACUCAGGAGCUCGAACGGGUCAAGGCAGAGAGCAGCGCGAAUGCAGAAUCAGCGCAGGGAACAGACGAGCUCAGGACAGAGUGCGAGAGGCUAAACGGGGAGCGCGAGACGUUGGCGCAGGAAAAGCAACAGCUCGAAGUCAAGGUCCAGGAACUCGAGAGUGCAAAGGAAGAGCUCGAGAAGCGAGCCGCUUCUUCAGCGCCUGUCAACGAUGGGGAAGGGGUCGCACAGCAGGCUGCAGAAGGCGCAGAGGCUCCGACGUCGGCUGCAGCUUCGGAAGAAGUGCAGAAGAAGUUUGACGAAGAAAAGGCGGCGUGGGAGAAGCAGAGGGAGACGAUCGAGGGCAAUGUCAAGAGACAUCUGGAGAACGCCAAGAAGUUCCUCAACGACCGACGAGCAGCGGAGAAGGACCGUGACGAGGCGAAGAAGCAGCUGGCGGAGAGCGAGGCCAGGCUGCGGCAGGAGUGGAGCGAGAACCAUGCAGACGAGAUUGAAAAGGCCGUUCGGGAGCGGACGGCCGCUGCUGCUCCGGGAGACGGCGGCGAUGGAGGCGAUGCUCUCCAGGGCGGCGAUGCGACGAUUGUUGCUCAGCUGCGGAAGCGCAUCGAGGAGCUCGAGGCGCAGCUCAAGCAGCGAGACGCGCGCAUUGCCGAGCUCGAGGCUUCGCUGCAAGGUACACCCCAGGGUGCUGCGCUCGAUCAGAUCAAGGCACAGCACCAGGAGGAGCUCCAGCUUCAGGAAGUUACCUUGGCGCAGCAAUUCACCGAGCGCCAGAAGCAGGCCGUCGAAGCGGCCGUCAGGCAGACGAAGGCAAGCGCAGGCGCCGAGAUGAAUGCCAACGGGGCUUCAACGGAGGCCAUCGAGGAGCAGGUCCAGGCCCGGCUCAAGGCAUUUGAAGACGAGCGAGGGGCGCAGCAACAAAGCGAAUUGCAGGCUGCGGUGCAAGCCAAGGAGAGGGAGCUCAAGGCCGCCCACGAAGAGGCCCUCAAGGCUCGGUACGAGGCCGGAAAGGAGGAAGCCAACCUUCGCAACAAGCUCGUCGUCAAGCAACGUGACAACAAGAUCGAAAAGCUCACCAAGGAAAUCGCUCAGCUCAAGGGCGAGUCAAUUGCGACGCCGACGUCUGCCGAGGGAGGCGCCUCUGCACCCGCUACGGCGCCCACUGGCCCGGCUGUGAGACCGGUACCUGCGGCCUCCUCGGCGGCCCCCUCUGGUGGCGCGACACGCGGAGGCGCGCCGGCUGCUGCAAGAGGUGGUGCAGCAGGGCGCGGUGGGGCCGUCCGGCCUGCACAGCGAGGAGGAAGAGGAGGUGGAGCGGCCGGAGCAGCCACUGCGGCGGCCACGAACGCCGCUGCUGCCACAGCUGCCAACUCCAACAAGAGAAAGCUGGAGGGAGCCGGGCCCAACAACAACGCCAACAACGGCGCGGCGCAGGGUGGUCCGGCUGGGGAUGGCAAUGCGCCGAAGAAGCAACGGGCCGCGGGAAGCGUCAUUUCCAUCAGAGGUGGCGCUGGCAGGGGUGGUGGCCAGGCAGGCGGGGGAGGAGGGGGAGCGUGAAGCUUGUAAAGGCGUGUAUGUGCUUAGGCAGAAAUCAAAAUUACUGUACCAGG